This is a messenger RNA of Poecilia latipinna (sailfin molly), 1864 nucleotides long. RefSeq names its product forkhead box F2b (gene foxf2b). Lineage: Eukaryota; Metazoa; Chordata; Actinopteri; Cyprinodontiformes; Poeciliidae. Gene Ontology annotation, biological process: regulation of transcription by RNA polymerase II; animal organ morphogenesis. Bases 174 to 1319 code for a protein of 381 amino acids. The transcript is spliced from 2 exons. The record is from RefSeq and is a predicted model, not a curated record. Gene Ontology annotation, molecular function: DNA-binding transcription factor activity, RNA polymerase II-specific; RNA polymerase II cis-regulatory region sequence-specific DNA binding. Gene Ontology annotation, cellular component: nucleus.
GGGAGAGUCGUGCGUAACUGGAGACAGAUUUCUCUCCAUUUUGCGCUCAGAUUUUGGGGACCACUGGUGGUGCAGCGCUUACUGGCCGCUGGAGCUUUGCAUAUUUUUUGCUCCUGAGUCUCUUUCUCCCUCCCUCUCUCUUUUAUCUACGCCAGCUGUACGUCAGAGCUGACAUGACAACCGAGACCACUCAGCAGCAGCUGGACCCUCCGCCUCCUCUGAGAUCCAGCCCGGCGUCCGGCGUCUUGCACCCCGCUAUGCUGAGCCCACAGGCCGCCACGGAAAGCGCUUCUGCGGGCGCCAAGGGGAAGAAGAGCAGCUCGGGUCUGAGGCGACCAGAGAAACCUCCAUACUCCUACAUCGCUCUUAUCGUCAUGGCAAUACAAAGCUCGCCGACCAAACGUCUGACCCUCAGUGAGAUCUACCAGUUCCUGCAGGCUCGCUUCCCGUUCUUCAGAGGUUCAUAUCAGGGCUGGAAGAACUCAGUCCGACAUAAUUUGUCACUGAACGAGUGCUUCAUCAAGCUGCCCAAAGGACUAGGCCGGCCCGGGAAAGGCCACUACUGGACCAUCGAUCCGGGCAGCGAGUUCAUGUUCGAAGAGGGUUCGUUUCGGCGCAGACCAAGAGGCUUCAGGAGGAAAUGCCAAGCCUUGAAGCCCAUGUACCGGAUGAUGAACGGCAUCGGCUUCGGCACCUCUAUUCUCCCGCAGAGCUUCGACUUCCAGGCUCCAUCCGCCACCCUUGCCUGUCACAGCAACAGCUACAACCUGGACAUGAUGAGCAAUUCGAUGGCUGGAGGAUACGACGGCCUGAGUGGGGGCCACCAUGUCCCCCACAUGUCCCCCAGCCCCGGAUCUACGUACAUGGCGAGCUGUCCCGUCCCUCCGAGCGGGGAGUACGGGCCGGACAGCAGCAGCAGCCCAGUCCCGUCCUCUCCGGCUAUGGCCAGUGCACUGGACGGCCAUUCCCCGUACGCCUCAACGUCCGCGCAUUGGGCUUCCUCCGGCGGCUCGCCCUACAUCAAACAGCAGUCCCUGGCCUCCAGCAGCCCGGCGUCGUCCGGUUUACACUCCGGCAUGUCGCCCUAUUCUCUGGAGCAGAGUUACCUCCACCAGAACGGCAGGGACAGCCACUCAGCUGACAUAUCAGUGGGCAUUCCGCGCUACCAGAGCCACUCCUCGGUGUGCGACAGGAAGGACUUUGUGUUGAACUUUAACGGCAUCUCGUCCUUCCACCCCUCGGCCAGCGGAUCCUACUAUCACCACCACCACCACCACCCGCAGAGCGUGUGUCAGGACAUCAAACCGUGCGUGAUGUGAGCUCGGACUCCCCGCAGAGGGAGGGAUGGGGGCUGGGGGGCACCGACGGUCACAGUGAAACUGCAGCUCCGUCACAUCUGAAGAAACAGAAGCAAAACAAGCGGACAUGUCAAUUUUGAAGGAUUCGUGGACGCAUCCGCGUCCACUUUCACAUGUUUGUCUUUUGAGUGCAACUUAAAUAUAUCUAUUUCUGUUGGACUUCAGGAGUAAAUGCAUUGAAGGAAACGAAUGAAGAAACCCCAGAGGCCUCUUUAGUAAAAACCACUUCGCCUUUAUGAACCCUGACGAGCUUUCUUCCUCCAAAGAAGCCUCAGAAACACCGACUGUUAAUGCGUUUGCCCUUGUAACACGCGCAAACUACUUAUAACCCAUGUAACUAUGAUUUUUUUGUUGUUGUUUUUACAUUAUUUGUAUAAGUACACACACAACGCUUUAGACUUCCAUGAACUGCAACAAAUCUUGCACUUAUUGUAUAACCAUUGCCAACUUUAUUUUUUUUUUUUUUGACUUUGUAAAAGGUAUCAAUAAAGCUGAUAUAUAUUUUA